Messenger RNA from Asparagus officinalis (garden asparagus), 1297 nucleotides. Its product is annotated as expansin-B17-like. Gene Ontology annotation, biological process: sexual reproduction. Gene Ontology annotation, cellular component: extracellular region; plasmodesma. The record is from RefSeq and is a predicted model, not a curated record. NCBI's taxonomy places the organism in Eukaryota, Viridiplantae, Streptophyta, Magnoliopsida, Asparagales, Asparagaceae.
CGAGAAUUAAUUUUUGGGAGCGCGCGAACUGUUGCGCGCCUAAAAUCCCGGAGAGAGAGCGAAGCAGAAGAGACCGUCGGCACGACCAAAGCCGGAACAGAAUGAGGGCUAUUUAGGUAAUUCAACCAUAAGCACAUGGGCAGUCGACCCGACCCUAUGGGACAAAAGCUUCAGGCUAAGUUUUUCUUCCCCCCACUGCUCUCUAAAAUAAAUAUACAUUAUUAUAUAACCAGCGUCCGUUGUCACAUUGGAGAAGCAAGAAAUUAACGUACUGUUCCUCCUCCUCCUCCUCCUCCUCCUUGGUUUUAACAAUGUCAGGCCCAUAUUGCUGCUGCUUCUAUCUUUGCCCCUUGAUUCUCUUUCUUGGGUUCGACAUUGUCGAGUCACAUCAGAUUGGGGACCAGCAUUGGCGCCCGGCGACCGCGACUUGGUAUGGGAGCCCCGAAGGAGACGGAAGUGACGGUGGGGCCUGCGGCUACGGCGAUCUCGUGGACGUUCGCCCCCUAAAGGCUCGCGUGGGCGCAGUGAGCCCGGUGCUGUUCAAGGACGGGGACCCCACCAUCUGCUCUCGACGGGCCGUGACGGUGAUCAUAACGGACGAGUGCCCCGGAGGUUACUGCGCUUUUGGCCGUACGCACUUUGAUCUGAGUGGGGCUGCGUUCGGACGGAUGGCCGUUAACGGCGAGGGGUCUGAGCUCCGUGAUCGAGGCGAGAUCUCGGUCCUUUAUCGAAGGACUCCAUGCAAAUAUCCCGGCAAAAAUGUGGCAUUCCAUGUGAAUGAAGGGUCCACAGACUACUGGCUUUCUCUUCUAAUUGAGUUUGAGGAUGGAGAUGGAGACAUCGGAUCUAUGCACAUCAAACAAUCAAGUUCCAAUGAAUGGCUAGAGAUGAAGCAUCUCUGGGGAGCAAACUGGUGCAUAAUUGGAGGACCUCUGAGGGGUCCAUUCUCUGUAAAACUUACCACAUUGUCAACACAAAGGGUACUCUCCACAAGAAAUGUGAUCCCAAAGAACUGGUCUCCCAAGGCAACUUACACCUCUCGCCUCAAUUUCACCUAAUAUCUUGGCCAUAAAUUGAGUAUAGACAAAACUCUUCCAUAGAUAAUAUUAUAUGAUCUUCCAAUAUCUUUGAGUUUGGAAGUUUGUAUGUAACAGUUGAAGCCCUUGUAGCCCUCUCCUAAGAGGAGAGAGAGCGUCUUCGUUAUCUUUUUAUGUGAGCUCUGUAAAGCCCCAUCUAGAUUUAAAGUGUAUGGGGCCUCAAUCACAGUGGCAAUUAAUGUUUUUUCUUUGCAUUGUUA